AAACAACCAAACCAAUUAUCAGAUUAAUCAAAAGAAGACGACGACCAUCUCUCUCCUUCUCUCUCUCUCUUCCUCUCUCUUUGAAUUCCCUUCGUUUCUCUCUGAUCCGGCACCGCCCUACUGGAUCUCUCGUACCCGAAGAGAGCCCAGGGUUUCCAAUUUCAAAAUUUGAAGACUCCUAGGGUUUGGAUUCUCCGAAGCUUCUGGGGUUUCAAGUUUCAAUUGUGUUGAAAUUUUUGAAUUUGGGGCUGCUCGUGGGGUAAUUGGAUCUGGGAAAUUGGGAAUUGAGGGAGGUGUGUGGAUUUGGAUGAGAGAGGAGGUUGGUGGCGUAUGUGUUAGAAGGGAUUUUGGGCUUGUCAUUCGGAGUGGGUCUCGCUGGGGCAAAUGUGGCUAGUUUAGUUUUCUUCUUCUUCUUCGUGCAAAGCUCUUAUAUUUAUAAUUCGUCGUUUUCUUUUGAGUCCGAGUUUUGUUCAAUUACUAGAGGAGCAAGAAGGACAUGCAUGCAGAUCACCCAAAGAAGGACCUGAAAGAUAUGGACUUUUUCACUGAAUAUGGGGAUGCGAAUAGAUAUAAGAUUCUUGAAGUCAUUGGGAAGGGAAGCUAUGGGGUUGUUUGUGCGGCUAUUGACACACAUACUGGGGAGAAAGUUGCAAUAAAGAAAAUACAUGAUAUAUUUGAGCAUAUCUCUGAUGCUAUUAGGAUUCUGCGUGAAGUUAAAUUGCUCAGGCUUCUAAGACAUCCUGAUAUUGUUGAAAUUAAGCGCAUCAUGUUGCCACCGUCAAAGAGGGAGUUCAAAGAUAUUUAUGUAGUUUUCGAGCUCAUGGAGUCAGACCUUCACCAAGUUAUCAAGGCUAAUGAUGAUUUGACCCGCGAGCAUCAUCAAUUUUUUCUUUACCAGAUGUUACGUGCUUUGAAAUACAUGCAUACAGCAAAUGUAUAUCAUCGAGAUCUUAAGCCAAAAAAUAUACUGGCAAAUGCAAAUUGCAAGCUCAAAGUUUGUGAUUUUGGACUAGCAAGAGUUGCCUUUAAUGAUACCCCUACAACAAUAUUUUGGACAGACUAUGUUGCUACAAGAUGGUAUAGAGCUCCAGAACUAUGUGGGUCAUUCUUUUCCAAGUACACACCUGCCAUUGAUAUAUGGAGUAUUGGCUGCAUCUUUGCCGAGGUAUUGACAGGGAAACCAUUGUUUCCUGGUAAAAGUGUUAUUCAUCAAUUAGAUUUGAUCACUGAUCUCCUUGGGACACCUAAGCUAGAGACCGUUUCUGGAGUUAGAAAUGAGAAGGCAAGGAAGUACUUAACAGAAAUGCGGAAAAAACCUCUUGUGCCGUUUACACAAAAAUUUCCAAAGGCAGAUCCUCUGGCACUCCGCCUAUUGCAAAGGCUAUUGGCUUUUGACCCGAAGGAUCGACCAACUGCUGAAGAGGCACUAGCUGAUCCUUACUUCAAAGGUCUAGCCAAAGUUGAGAGAGAACAUUCUUGUCAGCCUAUUUCAAAGCUGGAAUUUGAAUUUGAAAGGCGAAGAGUCACAAAGGAGGACAUUAGGGAACUAAUUUACCGGGAAAUACUAGAAUACCAUCCUCAGCUACUUAAGGACUACUUGAAUGGAACUGAAGGCACUAGUUUUCUCUACCCGAGUGCUAUAGGCCAAUUCAGAAAGCAGUUUGCUUAUCUUGAGGAAAACAGUGGGAAAAGUGGACCGGUUAUUCCUCCAGCAAGGAAGCAUGUCUCCCUUCCACGAUCCACCGUUCACUCGAGUACAAUUCCCCCUAAUGCACAGCCAAAUUUGAUCUCGUAUGAGAACCGACAGGCAGAAGAGACUUCUAGCAGUUUUAGAGUAACAGAUGCAAUUUCUGGAAAUGCAUCAAAGGUUUUACGGCCUCCACCAAGGGUCCCAACAGCAAAACCUGGACGAGUUGUUGGACCAGUUCUUCCAUAUGAGAAUGGCAGAAAUAUCAAGGAAACCUAUGAUCCGAGGACGUUCUACAGAAACACAGUUCUUCCCCCUCAGUCCGUCUCUCCACACUGUUUCUUGAGAACUCAUACUGCCAAUCAAGACAAGUCCGGUUUGGAGAUGCGGAGGGAUGCAGCACAUGAUAAACUGCAACCCCAGCCAGAACAACGCAACUUAGCAGCAAAACCUGCUCCUGGCAUGGCCAUUGAAGUCAACACCAAUCCAUACUACCCACCACCCACGAAGGCAGAUCACUUACAUGUGAUAGAUUCAAAACUGCUGCAGGCGCAAUCUCAGUUUGGUCCGGUUGGUGCCGCAGCCGUUGCUGUAGCUGCUCACAGGAAUACAGGAACUGUGCAGUAUGGAUUGUCUUAGGUGGGUUUAAGUGGGGAUUCAAGAGGGGUAAGAGUCCAUGUUUAGAUUUGAGGGGAGGGUGGAGUGAU
Prunus avium (sweet cherry) is the source of this 2394-nucleotide messenger RNA. RefSeq names its product MAP kinase 19 (gene MPK19). The record is from RefSeq and is a predicted model, not a curated record. NCBI's taxonomy places the organism in Eukaryota, Viridiplantae, Streptophyta, Magnoliopsida, Rosales, Rosaceae. Gene Ontology annotation, molecular function: MAP kinase activity; ATP binding. Gene Ontology annotation, biological process: protein phosphorylation.